AUGCAAAUUCCCAUGGAGAUCUAUGAUCAAAUUGUGUUCUUCGUGGCGAACCAGAACAGUGGCCGACUCUCACAUCAACAAGCGAAUCGUCAUUAUUCUGUCCCAACAUCUGGUGCAGCCAGGCAAGAGCUCGCCACUCUGUGUCUUGUCAAUCAGAACUUCUGCCGCAGCGCUUCAUUCGCACUAUUCCGACACAUCGUCGCGAGAUUUCACGGUUUUAGAGAAUGUCGUACAUGCCAGCUCCUAGAGGAGCUAUCCUGCAGUGUCUACGCCUCCUGCGUCCGUCAGAUCGAUUUCAAAAUCCAUCCAGCAGAGGACCUCUCUUACAUGCUCAAUGACUUACAAUAUGUUCUCGACCUGGCAGACGCUUUUUUUCACUUGCCUUCCAAGAUUCACAAGGAAAUUUGCGUUCAGAGGGUCCUUAUGGCACUGCACAAUAUACAGCUUCCAGACCUCACCGAGCUGCAUGUCAAUUUCCCGCUCGCCCAUCAGUUCGAACAGUUCUUCUCCACCACCUUCCCGCCGAGUCGAACCAGCGAGAUCCUGCACCGUCUCCACCAUCUUGGGCUGUGCGUGUCCGCGUUCACAAAUACUGAUGAUCUGCGACGGUUCGCAAGCGAUGUUCAGGCGUCCAUCCUCCCCAAACACGAGGCUCUCCCUAACGCCAACCACAACGCGCAUCUCUUCCAGAUGGUCAAUUUGGCGCCCAACCUCAAGUCGCUGGCCCUCCGUAGCGAAGACAUGCUACCCCUCGACGCCCUCGUCUUCCCGCCCUCGCUUCGUCUCCGGUCGCUCUCUCUCCGACGAAUGUGCCUUUCAUCCGAGGUGCCGAUCGCCUGGAUCACAGGAUUCAAGCCCACACUCCGGGAUCUUAUCUUAGAGUGGGUUGGGCUGCAGUCCGCGACGUGGCGUGAGGUUCUGCAGACCAUUGCGAGCGCGGAGAUCAAGACCCGCUCGCCGCACGAUUGGCCUGCGCUUGGGGUCCUGCGGCAGCAGGUCAACCGGAACAGAAUCGUGGAGGGGCUGCGGCCGCUGGUGUCGACGCCCACGGGUCAUAAACCUCACCUUCAUCGCAAGUUGAUGGCUCGUAUGUCGCGGCGAAUUUGA
Messenger RNA from Aspergillus homomorphus CBS 101889, 1107 nucleotides. RefSeq lists its product as uncharacterized. The transcript is spliced from 4 exons. Bases 1 to 1107 code for a protein of 368 amino acids. The record is from RefSeq and is a predicted model, not a curated record. NCBI's taxonomy places the organism in Eukaryota, Fungi, Ascomycota, Eurotiomycetes, Eurotiales, Aspergillaceae.